Nicotiana tabacum (common tobacco) is the source of this 3041-nucleotide messenger RNA. The record is from RefSeq and is a predicted model, not a curated record. NCBI's taxonomy places the organism in Eukaryota, Viridiplantae, Streptophyta, Magnoliopsida, Solanales, Solanaceae.
GAAAGAUAUUUGGACCCGAUUGAGGGGAAGGAGUAUGCCCGAAUUCAUAAUUUGAAAAAAUUGAGAUUAGGGCAAAUCGAAUUCCGAAAUUUGAGACUUUGCUCCUCUCAACUCCACUCUCUCCCAUUCUCCGGCCUAAUCUGAAUCUUGAUAUGUACAAACAAAGAAGAAAAGCGGACACUUGGUUAUGAGGGAAAGACCAAGGUUCUUCUGCAAGCUUACUGUAUGUAGGUGAAAUUAAUGAAAGGAGGCUCUUAUUUCUCUUUUUUUUUUCAAUUGCUCUUUACUUCUGCAAGAUGCAUGCCAUUUAUUGAUUGAACUGCUGAGAAGAAACUUUUGAGGGUUCCAUUUUAAUGGCUUCCCCUGAACGAGCAAGGAGUUAUGUGAAACAGAAUACACAAGAUGACACAGAGUUAACAGGUGAUAAGUUCAGAGAUAAUGAUGAUGACUGGGAAGGGGAGGAUAAGAGAAAAUACAGGUCAAGCAAGUCAAGAAGGUCUGACAACGGUAAAGAUGCUGAAGGUUUAGAUAGUGGAAGGAGGAGAAGUACUGCGGAGAGAACUGAGAGUCGUAAGAGGUCAGGUGGAUCAAGCAGAGCUGAUGGUGACAAGGAUGACUAUGAAACCAAAAAGGAAUCUCGAUCUAAGUUGAUGAAGAAGAAACUGGAGGAGAAUACAUUGGAGAAAUUGAGCAAUUGGUAUCAAGAUGGAGAACUCGAGAGCAAGUAUGAUAAUGGAGAAAAAAAUGGGGGUAGAGGAUUUACUCGAGCUGAUGAAAGUGAUAAAUGGAAAUCAACUGCAAAGUUUUCUGAUGGUGAUGGUUCAGAGAAAAGAAAUAAAGGCAAAGGUGAAAAGUUAACCGGUGGAGACUUUGAAAAUGUGGUGGAAAAAGAUUGUAGAUAUGUGGAAAGAAAGGAGAGUAGCAGAGAAAAGGCUCAUGGAUCUGAGCAGGCCAGAAUCUCAAGGAGAAGGUGGGAUGAAUCAGAUUCUUCCAGGAAAGUUGAAGAAAGUGAAUAUGCGGAAAAGCUUGAUGUAAGGAGUGGAAAACCAGGUGAUAUAAAGUUGGAGAGCCUCAAAGAUCCAGAUGGAGAUAAAGCUGAUAAAUAUCAGGACAGGGAUGAAAGAAGAGCUGAUUCUGAUAGGAGUAGCAGAGUCCGAUCAGAAGCUAUAGAUGAAGACAGUAAAGGAGCUUUUCCGAUACGGGAAGAUAGAUUGGGUAAGGAUAGAUUUGAGGAGCAUAGGCAGGCACGAGAUCCCAUGAGUCGUGACAUAGUUGCCAGCCGUGAAAGAGUUGUAGAUGAUGAUAGUUCAUGGGUAAGAGAAAGGAGCCGGAGAGAAACUGACUCCUCCAACAGGUCCAGGACACCUGAGAGGAGUGGGCGCCAUCAUUACGAUUCAGAAUGCCUUGAGAUGGAAUAUGAAAAAAGAGAUACUUUCAGGAGGAAAGAACAAGAAAAAGAUGGCUACAGAGAUGAUAAAUCAAAAGGAAGGGAUGAUGGCUGGAGUGAGAGAAAUAGGGAUCGCGAUGAUUCCAGAGAUGGGUGGAAAAGAAGGCAAGGGAAUUUUGCUGACAAGGAAAUGAAAGAAGGUGAUACACCUUAUGAACAUGGCAGAGAGUGGGAAUUACCCAGAUGUGGUUGGAUUGACAAUGAAAGGCCUCGUUCUGGUGGUAGAAAAGAUGGAAACAGGACAGAAGCUGUAAAAACUUCAUCAAAAUAUGGAAUUUCAAAUGAGAAUUAUGAUGUCAUAGAGAUCCAGACCAGGCCAUUUGACUACGGUAGAGAUGAGGUCAGACCUGUCUUAGCAAGAACAAAUGAAUUUAAUCAGAAUACUGAUGCAAGAUUGGCUCCAGCUGAUGAGAGGAAUGCAUUUUCAAGGAAUGAUAGAGCAAGAAUUAUGUCCAGUUCAGGCCAAUCUGGUCACGAUUUGAAGGAUACAACAGUUGAUGGAUCAUACAGGGAUGAUGUUGAAUCUCUGGCAGAUAAAACAAGAGGCCAGAAAGAAGAUGCAUCCGGUCGUGCUGCUGGUGGCCAAACUUCAAGUAAUGGUUCACAACCUCCACAUGGAAACCAGGAGCAGUCUUCCUUUAGUAGGGUUGUUCCACCUGGCGCUAAAGGAAGUAGAAUUGGGAGAGGAGGAAGAGGGAGGCCUACAGGGAGGGACAGCCACCAAUUGGGACUUCCAAUGCCAAUAAUGGGAUCAGCCUUUGGACCCUUGGGUAUGCCACCACCUGGGACAAUGCAAUCUUUGGCUCCUAACAUGUCACCUGCUCCUUGUCCUCCCAUCUCCCCUGGCGUUUUCAUUCCACCAUUUUCACCUCCUGUGGUUUGGCCAGGAGCUCGAGGGGUCGAUAUGAAUAUGCUUGGUGCACCUGGACUUCCUGUUCCGCCUGGGCCUUCUGGACCCAGAUUUCCCCCUAAUAUGGGGAACCUACCAAAUCCUGCGUUGUAUUUUAAUCAACCAGGCCCCGGAAGAGGAGUACCGCCUAAUUUUUCUGGUCCUAAUUUUAAUACCUUAAUGCCGGCAGGUCGGGGACAGGUUCAAGAUAAGGGUCCUGCAGGUUGGGUGCCUCCUAGAACUAAUGCACCACCCGGCAAAGCUCCUUCGAGAGGCGAGCAGAAUGAUUACUCCCAAAAUUUUGUAGACACUGGCAUGAGGCCUCAAAAUUUCAUCAGGGAACUUGAGCUUACCAGUGUCGUCGAGGACUAUCCCAAGCUUCGGGAACUUAUACAAAAGAAGGAUGAGAUUGUUGCCAAAGCUGCUUCACCACCAAUGUAUUAUAAAUGUGACCUGCGUGAGCAGGAGCUGUCCCCAGAAUUUUUUGGAACCAAAUUUGAUGUCAUUCUUAUAGACCCCCCAUGGGAGGAAUAUGUUCAUCGAGCUCCUGGUAUCACAGACCAUAUGGAAUACUGGAUGUUUGAGGAAAUAAUGAAUUUGAAGAUCGAGGCAAUUGCUGACACUCCAUCGUUCAUUUUCCUUUGGGUUGGUGAUGGCGUAGGGCUUGAGCAAGGGCGUCAAUGUCUGAAGAAGGUACAUAAUUGA